Boleophthalmus pectinirostris (great blue-spotted mudskipper) is the source of this 1436-nucleotide messenger RNA. RefSeq lists its product as uncharacterized. The record is from RefSeq and is a predicted model, not a curated record. The transcript has 2 exons. Gene Ontology annotation, molecular function: ATP binding; ATPase-coupled transmembrane transporter activity; ATP hydrolysis activity. NCBI's taxonomy places the organism in Eukaryota, Metazoa, Chordata, Actinopteri, Gobiiformes, Gobiidae. The annotation marks the transcript as partial.
CUCUUACUUCAACACCACACAUCUGAUAAUGACCGAUCUUUUGAAGACACCUGCUCACGUUUCCUGUUUUGUGUUUUGCGUUUCCUGUUUUGUGUUUUGUUCUCAGACGCUGGGGAGAAGGGCGGGCAGGUCUCCGGAGGACAGAAGCAGAGGAUCGCCAUCGCCCGAGCGCUCAUCAGACGCCCCGAGAUCCUCGUUUUAGACAACGCCACCAGCGACCUGGACGCAGAGACGGAGAAGAAGGUUCAUGAUGCUGUUCUGAAUCUGUCCAACCACUGCACCGUGCUGCUCAUCUCCAAUAAACUGGAGAUGGUGAAGAGCGCAGACCACAUCGUGUACCUCCACCAGGGGGCGGUGCCAGAGCAGGGCCGCCACGACCAGCUGAUGGGGCUUCAGGGACACUACGCUGAGCUGGUGGAGAAGCAGAACAAAGGCUUCCAGAGACAGACGGAGCAGAGCUGAGACCUGAGACCCGAGACCCGAAAAAAACAACUAAACUAAACAAAACACCAACUCCGCCCACAACCACUUUUGAAAUUGCAAAUAGUAGUUUUUUUUAAUCGCUUCUGUUGGAAAAGAGUCGCAAAAAAUGAGGAGGGAGAAGUAUUUAUUAGUUUUUUAUGAUAUUUUGUUUGUGGAGGUAUAAGGAACUCUGUGAUUGGUCGAACAGAUUUUCACACUUCAGACUCCGCCCCUACAGCACCUGGGGGCAGUGCUGUGUGAUGUCACCAACUACUUGAUACUGCAAUGGCCACUGACAGCAGCACACACUUAGAUUUAUACUUUUGUUUUGGUGUUCAGUUCCACUUUAAGAGAAAAAUAUAUAUAUUUGGUAUGAUGUGAAUAUUUAAAUUAGAAUUUAAAACAUUUUAUAACUUAAAAAAAAAACAUUAAAUAAAACAAAAAUAAUUAUAAUAUCGCGGCUCAGACAUCAGAUUAUGUAUGUUUUGGUUUGAUUUGCACAUCACUAAUUUUUGUGAUAUUCAGAAAUAAAUUUAUUUAUUACAUUUAAAUAAAUUUAUUUUAUUUUAUUACAUUUAAAAAAAUUAAUUUUCCACAGUACUGUAUGUAUUUGAAAUAUUACUGUAGACUUUCUGAAGGCUUUCAGAUUCUUUCCUUUUUCUUAGUAAAGAUCGAGUCUGUGUGUAUAUAUGUGCAGUAGUAUUAUCACUGUAUUACAGUAGAGUAAUAAUACUGUUACUACUGAAGCAGCACCAACUGAAUGACAAUAACAGUAGAAGCUCCUUUUGCAGAUGUGACGUUUGUGACAUCAGUAUUAUUUAAAAUGAUUUGGAACAUGGACAAAUCCAAAGAAGUUUAUGUAUUUUUAGUGUAAUGUUUUAUAAUUGAAAAAAAAAUCAGUCCGCUUGCUUAGAGGGAUUAUGCUGUAAUAUUAUUUUUUAUAUAUGUCUAAAUAAAUAUGUUCUACUUUAAAA